AUGACAUCAACGUUGGCGGUCAUCGCCCCGUCAGAACCCCCGACAACAGAUCUUGGGCUCGCCGCGCCUACUCACAGGAUGGAGGAGACGGCAGUGUGGGACGCGCUCCCUGCCGAGGAGAAGCGCUCAGUAUGGGACGAGACGGAGAACAACUUUUGGAGCAGGUUCGAGCGAGAUCAGGAAGAGGCGCGCGCCGCCGCCGAGAAGGACUACCGUGAUGCGACCCUGGACCUCAAGCUCGAGUUCAACACCUUGUCUGGCAGGCAAUCUCAGCUUGCCGAGACCCGAGACCGCCUUGCAAGGGAGCUGGCCAAAGUCGAGCAAGACCUUGCUCAAGUCGCUCAGGCCUGCGAGGACAAGAGCAUGAAACUCAAUGCUCUGGAGCACGAGUACGGCAAGAGGAAGCAUGACAGGGAGGAGAAGCGCGAGCACAUCUACAAUCAAAUGCUGCACUUCUUCAAGACCAAACGCGGGGAGGACUCGGACAGCGGACGCGCCUCUCGCGCUCCACCGCCGCCUAAGCGCCAGCCUCUGCCAACAGCGAAGACGCCUUCAUGGCGAGACCAGAUCCUGAAUCACGACGACGACACCCCGAUGGAGGAUGCACCGCGCACAAACGGCCAUGCUAACGCAGACGCCUCGACUCCUGCGCCUGUUGUCACCCCGGCUAAUGGCAACCACAAUUCUGCCGAUGUGCUUGUCAAUGUUGUCGACGCGGACGACAACGUCAUCGGACCCGUGGAGAGGAUUGACGGCUGGAACCAGUGGGUCAGGGAGAUUCAGGAUAUGCCCAUCAAGCGCCCCGUCAAGAUCCGUCGCGGAAGACGGUUUGGACCCGAUCACCUUCGCACCAUUUACGAGCGCUCCGAAAGCAAGGGCGUCAAGUGGUUGUCAUGCAUGAUUCAGGCAACGGGCGAGGUGGCGCCUCGGCGAUGCCACUCCUGCGACAAGAACCAAGGGGCGUUCGAAGAAUGCAUCGUCCUUGGUGGCAACAUGUUCCAAAAGUGCGGAAACUGCGAAUGGAACCGUCAGGGCUGCCACAUGCCCUCGGCCAGUAGAUCCAGCGUUGCUGCUUCGCCACAAAAGGCACGCGAGACCAAUACGGAGACGGAGGAGAUGGACCGGGACGACACGACAGGAUCUUGGGAGGCACGACGAGCGGAGGUUGCUCGGGAAGCUCUGGCCAAGGCGUCAGGACUCCCUGCUGCCAGCCUCAGAGAGUCCCUCUAUGUGAACCACACCGAGAUAGAGCACAAGAGCCCCGUUCUCCCGGAGCCCGUGCAGAUGCCGACACCCCAGGAACCGAAGGAGCACACCUUUGUGAACUCGACACCCGCUGGAGGCGCAGGGUUCAAGGCCGUCAACGGCUUCACGGCUGCGAAUAGCUUCCCCUCCACUGGCAGCUUCACUCCUGCCAAUGGCUUCACACCGGCAAACAACCGAAACAGCAGGCCCUCGUCACGCGAUAUCCUCACUCCUUCCGCCAUGUCCGUGGAGACGUCACCGCAGCCGACACCGCCCGGAUCCGAGCCGCUCGAGGAGAUUACCCGCGCCAAUCUCGUAUUGGAGCACGAUGGCACCGUUUAUACGCACCCCGAGAUUGUCCAAGGCGUUCCGCUGGCCAAGAUUGACGAGAAUCAUCCAUACUGGGAGCUGGGUUGGAAGCCUCUGAAGUCGCAGAUCGAGGCGCAGCUGGCGACCUGGCGCGACAAGAACACCUUGGCCCUCGAAGCCAAGAGCCGUGGCGAGGGAGGCUCAGCCAAGUUCCAGACCGGGCGACAGGUCAACCGCGGUGUCAAGAUCCUCGAAUUUUUGGAGCAAGGCGAGAUCAGCCCCUACCAGCUCAUCAGCAAAAAAUUCAUCCAUACUGGCAAGGGCGCCAUCACCUCGUACGACACGUUGUUCCGCAUGUGCGAGACUCUUGCGGAGCUGGCCAAGUUCAAGCUCGACGUGACGCCGAUUGAAUGGAUGCGCCACCGCCUGCACGAGAUCAUGAUGCAGAAGGGCGUCAAUUUCAACGUGGCAAAGGUCAUCCAUGACUUCUACCACGACAAGAAGCUGACGGCGUUGCGCGUCAAGAACGGCUACAAGAGCAUCGGGCGUCCUUCGGGCUACAAGCCUGGCCAGAGCAAGACGCCGCAGGGCUCGGUCAAGAAGCGCAAGAGCAUGCACUCCCAGACUGGCACGCCUCGCGAGACUCCCUCCCGUGCUCCGUCUCCGCUGGAUGUGGAAGAGAACGCAGCGUCCCCGGCCCUGACUCACGCGACGUCUGUCCAGACCGAGUCGGGUUCGUUCGACACGUUCUCGAGGAAGCGACUCAAAACUCUGUCCCCACCGACAGGGGUGGCUCACGAUACCCUCGAUGUCGGAGAGUAUUCCGACACGGACUCGUUCAGCGGAGCUCCCCUGGCCAGCCACGACUGGCGCCUCUACCAAAUCAAGACGAGGCUCUUCACAAGCUCCAUCCAGGUGACGCAGUACUGGAAUUGGAAGGAGAGGGAGCGCAUGUUCGAGCACCAGCUGCUCAAGGACACGGAUCCCAUCACCUGGGGGGUGCACCGAGACCCGAUCGACUUCAACAUCCGGCUCGACGACAUCGUCGAGGUGCGAUGGAACAUUGACGUGCUGCAAGUGCACAUUGUGAUGAGCCAAUGGGGCACCGCGAUUGCCAAACAGGACGGCGAACCGCGCGGAGAUGUCAUGGCCGCGUUCAAGAGAGAGCGAACCAUUCGUCGUUUCCUUGACUUUUGCAGAGCGAGAAGACUCCGCACGACCGAGGUGGCUCCAGAGGACAUGGAGUCCGAGUGGGGAAAGAUGCAAUCCGAACAGCUGCCUGGACCCGGUGAAGAGGCCGGCGCUUCGCUGAAGGAAUAG
Molecule: messenger RNA, 2874 nt
Organism: Purpureocillium lilacinum
Lineage: Eukaryota; Fungi; Ascomycota; Sordariomycetes; Hypocreales; Ophiocordycipitaceae
Source: RefSeq, a predicted model, not a curated record